Messenger RNA from Nylanderia fulva, 3753 nucleotides. It is a transcript of the gene tous, whose product is annotated as testes of unusual size. The record is from RefSeq and is a predicted model, not a curated record. Gene Ontology annotation, molecular function: protein binding. NCBI's taxonomy places the organism in Eukaryota, Metazoa, Arthropoda, Insecta, Hymenoptera, Formicidae.
AUUUAGCUAUUUGUAAGAGUUUCCUAGGCAAAAUGACAGUGUCCUUGCAAACACGUGUUUUCUACGGUUUGAAAACAGAUAUUAUUGGUAAUGCUCAUUACAUCACGGAUGCAGAUAUUUUGUAUCCAGUUGGAAAUGUAUUGGCAAUUCACAAUAUUCUUCAGCAUCAGCAAAAGUUGAUUCGAUUGCCCGACAAGUAUCAUGCAAAUGUCAUUUGCGUUUCGCCUAACAAGAAAUACGUCGCUCUAUCUGAAGUGAGGGAUAAACCUACUAUAUCCGUUUACGACCUCAACUCUCUGAAGCGCAGAAAGCUGCUAGGAAUACCUUUCGGUCCGGGAGUGACUAGAUUUACAAGUAUAGGUUUCACUUUCGAUAGUAAGAAUCUAGUAGCGAUCACCGGUGAGCCCGAUCAAACGAUGCUCUUCUACAAUUGGGAGAAGGGCAAGGUCGAGUCGACGUUCAAGCUGGCGAAUCCUCAAAAUCCUCUGGCGAUCGCCGAGAUGUUGGCCUGCAAUCCGACAGACGCGGCAGUGGUGGCAGUCGGUGGUCCGUACAACUUCAAGUUCCUCACGGUCUCUGAGACGGUGUGGCGUCCGUAUGGCUUCGCCAAGGCGGAGAACCUUCUCGUUUGCUCGAUGACUUGGUUGGACGGCGACCGACUGCUGGUUGGUACCGAGGACGGUCGUGUGCUGUAUCUAGAAAACGGUGAUUUAAAAAAUAUCUAUUGGAUAGCAGACACGGUGUCGAUGAAUCUCAAGAUCCGCGAGGAAUUCGUUAUGCCUGCCGCAAGCACUCUGGACAAUGCUCGCGACGACGUCGCUUGGGAGCAGAACGUGUGCUGCUUGAUAGCAUUUCCACGCGGAUUUGCCUAUGCUCAUGGCGCGGGGACCAUAGUAUUUUUCGAAAAGGAAGGGAAGCACAAAUAUACAAAAAGGAACGUCUAUGUGCUUCCGGAACGGGUGAUGAAGAACGGCGAUCCAGAGCUGUACAAGAUUAACACAAUCGAUGUGAAUCCCGGCUUCGACCGGCUGAUCGUCACCGCCGGUUGGUCCCAAUUGUACUACGCGGCAUUGUGGGGUCCGGAUCUGCAGAUGGACCCGGAACCGCAGAAACUCAAAGUCAUGGGCCAGUCGUUGCAUCACGGUGCCAUCAGUGGUCUCGCCAUGUGCGCGUGGAAGCCGGUCUUCAUGACGUGCGGCGAGCUGGAUCGUAGCGUCCGACUGUGGGAUUUCGAAACCGAGAGCCUGAUCAUGCUGAAACAAUACGCCGAAGAUAUAUACGGCAUCGCGUUACAUCCGAUGGGACUGUUCUGCUUGAUCGGCUUCACCGAUAAGCUGCGCUUCAUGAGCAUCCUGAUCGACGACAUGUUGCCGAUGCACGAGAUCGCCAUCAGGAGCUGUAAGACGGUCCACUUCAGUUACGGCGGUCACUUGUUCGCUGCGGUCAACGGCAACGUCGUCCAGGUGUACACCACCAUUGGCUUCUACAAUCCUUUCAUCCUCAAGGGACAUACGGGCAGGGUGAAGGCUCUUCUCUGGUCGCAAACAGAUCAGAAGAUGCUGAGCAUGGGCACGGAAGGUGCUAUAUAUGAGUGGGACAUGACCACCGGCACGCGAUCCAGCGAGAUCAUCUUGAAGGACAUCAUCCUGCAUGACAUUGUGCUCUCUUCGGAUACAUCGUUCUUUUAUUGUAUCGCCCAUGACGAUCUUAUACGUGAAAUCAAGGAGAAUGCGGUAAUUCGAGAGUUUCGUUUGCCUGGCAAAAUGGACCAAAUAAUUAUGGGAAAAGAUGAUCUGACGUUAUUCGUAACUUCUCCUGGUGGUACUAUUAUUUCGUUGAAGAGUCCGCUUCAAACCCCGAUAGAGAUGCUAGACUUUCACAUACACAACGUCGAUAUUACACAGAUUGCGCUCGCUUACAAUGAAAAUUUUUUAAUCUCCGUUGCGAAAGACGGCAGUUUAUGCAUUUGGAAGUUAUACUAUCCCGAAGGAAACAUCAUGAAGAUGAGCAGAGACCUGCCAUACACGAACGAAGUGUUAAUCGGCAAAGGCGAUUUGGAGGAAAAGAUACACACGAUCAGGGAUCUGACAGUCAGGAUGAGAGAGUUAGAAACCGAGCACGCGUACAAACUCAGGCAGAUAGAUAUGCAACACAACGACAAGUUACGCGACGUACAUCAAGGCUAUUGUGAGGCUAUCAAGGAACUUCGAGAUAAAAUCGAGAAGCUUCAGGAGGAUCACGUGAAUGAGGUCAAUAACAUAAAUGUAGAAAUCGUGAAGAUGAAGAAGGCUCACGAGGACGCCAUGCAACAGAUGGAGAAUAAUUAUGAGAUCAAAUUAAUCACGGAAUACGAUAAGUAUCAGGCAUUCGAGGAACAUAAUAAUAUCAUGCGCGAGCAUUACGAAAAGCAAUUGAAAGAUCUCGAGGUGCGCGACGCUGAGGAGCUGCAGAGGACCAUGACGAAGUACGAAGCUCUGCUUCACGAAAAGAAGGUACAGUUGGAAGAAACAUCCGACGAGAUGGCACACAAGGGACGUGUUCACGAGCAUCUGAUGAGCCAGAUAGAGGAUGACGCAGAUCGUGAGAUUCUCGAAGUACGUACGAGGUACGAGAAUUUGCUGUACGAGGAGAGGCAGAUCAAUCUGAAGCUCAAGGGAGAAGCCGGAGUGAUGCGGAAUAAAUUCAUGGCCAGCCAGAGGGACGUGGACGAUCUGAAAAGACAAGUGAACCGUGUACAGGGUGAAUUCACGCAAUUCCACAAAAAUAUACAAGAUCUGGAGAAGCAGAUAGCGGAGCUGAGGAAAGAAAUCAGCGAGAGAGAAGCCACUAUUCAGGAUAAGGAGCAACAGAUAUACGACAUGAAGCGGACGAAUCAGGAGCUGGAGAAGUACAAGUUUGUGCUGGAUUACAAGAUUCAGGAACUGAAGAAUCAAAUAGAGCCGAGGAAUCGCGAGAUACAGGAACUGAAGGAGAAUAUUCGGGACAUGGAGGCGGAGCUCAUGAGUCUUCACAAGACCAACAUGGGCUUGGAACAGCAGCUGCACGAGAUGCGCGAGAAAUUGCACGCUGCACGUCAAGAGCUCGAGCGCGAAGCGCACAAUAACAAACGGUGCCAGCAGCUUUUGCGCAAAAUUCGCGUUGACAUUCUCGACACCGCCGGCCUCGUACAAGAGCCGAACGUUUUGAAAACAGCGGUGACAGACCUGUAUCACAAAUACAGCGCGGAUGAUGAAUUUAUACGCAGUCGCAAAGCAGAUGUGGACGCGCAGUGCGAAUUUAUUAAGCAACGGGAUCAUUUGGAAAGGACCAUCGCAUCUCUGAAAAAGCAGGUUUCCCAGGAUACCAGUGACAAGGAUUAAAAAAUAAAGGAGGAAAAUAGUAUGCUCAUUGCAGAGCUGAAUACUCUGAGGGAGGAAUUGAAAGAGACGCGAAAGCAUAUUUUUCAUAUGGAGAGUCUCUUGGGUUUUACACGAAAAGAUGCGCGAUCUGCAGGAGCGAGAAAGACAUUGGAGAAAGUAUAUCGCGAAUACGAGGAGCUGCAAGAAAAAUAUACGACACAGAUGCGAGAGUAUCAGCAAGUUAUUCUAGCAUUGAAGGAAGAUAUCAAACAACUCUUGAGUAAAGUUCCUGGUGAAGAAACAGAAGAAAAUAAAUCUUCUUCAAUGUGUGACUCCGCGAUGUGAAAUACAUUCGUUUUUUCAGAGAAGUGAGCUUUUUAAAAAUAACUUUGACCAAUCACUAUCUUUCAACAGC